Molecule: messenger RNA, 2514 nt
Organism: Acanthopagrus latus (yellowfin seabream)
Lineage: Eukaryota; Metazoa; Chordata; Actinopteri; Spariformes; Sparidae
Product: follistatin-related protein 1-like
Exons: 11
Coding region: 169-1107 (312 amino acids)
Biological process (GO): cell differentiation; regulation of BMP signaling pathway; multicellular organism development
Molecular function (GO): calcium ion binding; protein binding
Source: RefSeq, a predicted model, not a curated record
CGGAGGAGGAGGAGGAGGAGGAGAGACGGACGGACGGGCACGAAUUCCUCAGCGCUCCUCAGAUUUCUUUGCCUUCUCGCGGACCUCCUGCUCGCCUCCGUCCCGACAAACACCCAGACCAGCAGCUCCCCUCCGCCCGGCUCAUUGUCCAGCUCUCCUUCCACGAAAAUGAUGUUGUCUAGAAGUGUCGCCGCGCUGCUUCUGCUGGCCGCGGCCGUCUGCAACGCUCAGGAGCAGCAGAGCAAGAGCAAAGUGUGUGCCAACGUGUUCUGUGGGGCCGGCAGAGAGUGCGCCGUGAACGAGAAGGGGGAGCCCAGCUGUCUGUGUAUAGAGAGCUGUAAGCCCCACAAGAGGUCAGUGUGUGGCAGCAACGGGAAGACCUACAGGAACCACUGUGAGCUCCACAGAGACGCCUGUCUGACUGGCCUGAAGAUCCAGGUGGCCCACGAUGGACACUGCCAGGAAAAGAAAUCAGAGCAGGCUGCUGCCAGCCCAGUGGUGUGCUACGCUGCUGACCGCAACGAGCUGAGGAGUCGUGUGAUCCAGUGGCUGCAGACCGAGGUCGUCCCAGACGGCUGGUUUGUCAAGGGAUCCAACUUCUCUGACAUCCUGCACAAGUACUUCAAGUCAUAUGACAACGGUGAUUCUCAGCUGGACUCCUCAGAGCUGCUCAAAUUCAUCCAGCAGAAUGAGUCGGUUGUGGAGCUGCAGUCCUACGCAGACCAGGAGAGCAACAAGCUGCUCAGGAGCCUGUGCGUCGAUGCCCUCAUUGAGCUCUCUGAUGAGAAUGCUGACUGGAAGCUGAGCUUUGAUGAGUUCCUCAACUGCCUGAAGCCCGGCUUCAAUCCACCAGAGAAGAAAUGUGCCUUGGAGGAUGAGACGUAUGAGGACGGAGCAGAGACCCAGGUCGAGUGUAACCGCUGUGUGUGUGCAUGUGGCAACUGGGUGUGCACUGCAAUGACCUGCACUGAUAAAACAGCAGCUGUGGAUGAGUCAACAGACACCGGGGCAGAGAUGACUGAGGAAGAGUGGAACCUCCGUGUGGCUGAGCUCAACAAGCACCAGGAAACAGUUGAGAAGAUGAAGAGCAGCACAAAGGAGGCCUAAACAAGGACGCAGUGACAGAGAGGAUGCACGUCAUCACCCUUCCUCCAUACUUGAUUUACCUGGCGGCCAUGUGUUGUUGAUGUUAAACUGACUUUUUCAUGUUUCUCUGCUAUGUUAAUUAUUAUACUUUUUUUUUUUUUACAUUGUUUAAGUGUUUGUGUUGAUGUUUGUUAGAUGCAGGGGCAAUCAAAGAGUAUCAUAGGAUUCCCUUAUGUUCAGUACUGUCAUAUUUGAUUGUAUUGUUGGGCCUCUACACUAGACCUGGGGCUAUUUUUACUACAAUUCUUAUAUUUUUACAGUUACUAUGAGAAAAAAAAAACUGUCAAGUUGUCACUGUUUUGGAGUAUGGAAGUCAUUGUUUGAGAUGGGUGAGGUUAGGAGCUCAGAGAAUCCAGCUGGGGCGUGUGAGUACAGAGAAAGCUCACCACUCGACACCAGGUGCUGCGUGUUUCUCCACAUCGUCACAGGUUUUUAUGUUCGGGAUGUUGGUCAGAGAAGCUGGGACAAGAGCACAAAGCUACAGUGAUUUUGUUGCCGUGUAGAACUGCCACAGUAGGCCACUACUUGACCGAUGCACUUCUCUUUAUUUUUCCCUCGCUUUCUUCGGCUUCAGUUUAUCACGAGCCUGAAAUUUGUUUAUAUCUUACCGCUGAAGUAAUCAUUGUGCUGCAAAAAUGUUUGCUUCUAUGUACAGUAUGUUAUUGGCUUGAGUUGGAAUUUAAUCUUGUUCCCAUGUUAUGCUCAGGCAAGUCUCUCUGGUGCUUUUUUAAUUUCUCCGUCUUACAUAUCUGAGAUGAAGACGUAGCGGUUCCAUCUUCUCUCACCCAGGUGAGACCUGAUCUGAACACAGCAUGGUGAAUACUGAAACCAAAGUCUUGAUGUUUGAAUGAAUUGCAAAAUCCUCCAGGUAAAACAUUACUCUGGACCCAGCAACAACACUAUACCUGUGCUUUCAAAAUUAUCCUAACAGAAGGACUAGCCUCACUGUCAGCUAUAGUAGCUUAGACGCAUCAAUAACUGGGUGCAUUUAAACUGAGUGUGUGUGUGUGUAUGCUUGAUUUUGUGUGUGUGCGCGCUAUGAAAGUGUGAUGCUGAGAGUAGUUUUGUUUGUUUAAUGUGUAUUUGUUUAAAUCCUGUAUCUAGAUUGGGAGGUUUGACAAUAUAAAAUCAGUGCCUUAGACCUGCAAAAACUAAAGGUCUCUACCAUUGCCUGCUAUUAUGCCACACGGCAUGGGACGAAUGAGUGUGCUUUACUGAAGUUUAGCAGUGAGCUAGUGCUUUGUGACUCUAUCCCUGAUACAUGUCUGUGUGAAAGUUGCAUUACUAGUUCAAGCAAAAUCUUUAUACUCCACUAAAAGUGCAGAGACUGUAAGGUAUGUUUGCCAAUAAAGCCCAUACACCACAACA